Molecule: messenger RNA, 2548 nt
Organism: Glossina fuscipes
Lineage: Eukaryota; Metazoa; Arthropoda; Insecta; Diptera; Glossinidae
Exons: 2
Coding region: 957-1253 (98 amino acids)
Source: RefSeq, a predicted model, not a curated record
AUACGCGCUUCAAUUAACAAAACUGUGUGCAAAUAUAAAUUUUAUUUUUCAAAAAUUGAUAACAUUUCUCCAAAUCGACUUCUAUAGGCGACUUUGCAAUGAAUACACGACGCGACCGCUUACUUAAACAAUAAACCGACGCGUCAUUUUGAUAUCCGCAUAUGUACACGCAAAAGACUAUGCAUACAUAUGUACACUCAACCGAUAUAUGAGAUGAGGCAAAAAGAAAAAGAAAAGAACCUGAACCUUAUCUCCAUGAUGAAAUCGUUAUGUUGUUGUUUUCAGGAAUUCUUAAGAAAACCCCUAUCAUGCCAUCGCCCAUGCAUACACCAUACAUUAAUGCUAAGCGCUACGUAGGGGGAACAGAGAUAGAUUUUAAAAGUUUACAGACGGCAAACUUUUUCCACAGAAAUUCUCACUAUAGCCAUAAACUGCCAUGGCCAUGGAAUAUGUGUCAAAAUGACCAAAGGUUAACAAUUAUUAUCGAACAAAUUGUCAGGCUUGGUUUGGUUCAAGCCAAUCUAGCUAAGCUAAGCUAAGCAACCGCUAGCACGGCACUAGGAAAGGCGAGAAAGAGAGAGAGAGAGAGAGAGAGAGAGAGAGAGAGAGAGAGAGAGAGAAAUGAAAAUACAAAACUUUACCAACCAUCGAAUAAACGCAUAAAACAAAGCUUUUUUUUUUUCCAUCAUUCUUUAGUUGCUUGCUUUGCAGUCCUAUAAUAAUAAGUCUUUUCUUUAUUUUUAUUUUUUUUUUGUUUUUCUUAAGACAGCGUUCGCAACCUCACGACGUAUGUGCACGUUUACAUUGCAAGUUAGCACAUAUGCCUGCCUCACUAUGCUUCUUGCACUUGCAGUAAAUUGCGAGUACAUACUUAAAUAUUACGUGCACAUGUAUGUAUAUGAAAACGUGCGGCAAAAAUAAAUAAAUAUAUAAAUAAAUAAAUAAAUAAACAGGGAAUGAAAAGUAACAGACAAACAAUAAACUUUAAGCGUCUGCUUGUCUGGCUUUGCCAGUCAUUUCAUUCUUCGUUGUCGUCGUCGUCAUCGUCAUCGUCAUCGUCAUCGUCAUCGUCAUCAUCAUCAUCAUCAUCAUCAUCAUCAUCAUCAUCAUUACCGUCAUCGACGUUGUCAUCGAAAGCAUUACACUAUCGCUGUAUUCGUCCUCGUACCCAACAAUCAACAAUAGCAAGAACGCCAACAACAACAACAACAACAACAACAAUAAGAACGACGAUGAAAACAUCACUUCAUUAAAACAUCAAUAGCAGCAUGCAGUUCUUUUUUUUCUUCUUCUUCUCUUUUUUGUUUUUUUUGUUUUUUGCUCUCUCCCGGUGUUUUUGCAUAAAAAUCACUUAAUAUUAUAAUGGGCAGACAUCAUGUUCACAGCAUUUUUUCACUUCAUCAACACCAAUUGGAAAAACAUACACAAACACAAACGUACAACAACUGAGGUGAAUCAAAAGUGAUCAUAGCAUGAGUUGAAUGAAGUUUGGUUGCAGAAAAGUCAAGUAAUAUGAAACACACAGGAGCGCAUUUGUUCAAUUGUAUUUUUAUUUUUAUUUUGCGACGCGGCAUAAUGUAGAAGAAAAAUGCAACAAUAUCAACGCAAAGCACACACGACAAACUGCUGAGCAUAGCAGACACAAAGCAUUUUAUUGUUAUUUUCUUGUCAGUCAGGUAAUUUUCGGCAUAAUGCUUUUUAAUAUGCUACGGCGUGCUAUAUACACAAAAGCAUUUUUACACAUGUAUGUAUGUAUUAUAUAUUUGAACAUAUGUACGUGCAUGUAGUUUAUAGGUAUACAAGACAACGGACAAAUGUAUGAAGCGACGUUAAAUACAAGCGCCAACAACUAACUAACUUCAACCGCCAGCAAACCUAUUUAGGCGUAACCCUUAUAAAACAAAAAGAACAAAAAAUAAAAAAAAAGGAAAAAAUAACAACGAAACAAAAAGCACGAAGAAACCGAUCAACGCGCGAUCCAAUGUCAGCAAAAAGAAAAGAAAUAAAACAAAAAAAAAACAAAAAAAAAACAAACUACAGAACUUAAAGCAAAAUUGAACACACACAAAUACAUAUAAAACACUUUCAAGCCUUUGAAUGGAGAUUUGUUCGUUGUUGUUUGGUGGCUUGUUUAACUUUAUUGAGAUCCUUUUUGUUUUGCGUUGUUAUUGUAUGUUAACGCGCGGGCCAGCGUACACUUUGUUGGUGGUAUGGUCUGGUUGCAAUGUUUAUUGUGCCACCAAAAGAGUUGGGCAUAAAUGCGGCCGCAACUAAAGCUUUAAUGUCUGGCAUAUAUAUGUGCGGCUACAUGUGUGCAUGCGUUUUAUGUUCAAGUUUUCUUGGCCUAAUUGGUGGGUAAUGACGUGCCUUGCUGGGACUUUCUCAAUGCCUCUCCCAGUCUCUCUUUCUUUCAUGCAACUUUUCGGUAUGCGAUGCAUGCAAGUUAAUGUAUAAUAGCAUUGUAUGUAUACGUAUGCAUGCAUGCAUGUGUGCGUGUGCGGUCCCAUGCUUAUAAAAGCGUUUAACAAGUUUUAUUAGUGCUUUCAAC